ACAUUUGAAGCCAAGAUCCACCAUCUUGAGACCAGACCGAGCCGAAAACCGAAGGACGGUCUGGAGGAUCUGGAGUAUUACGUUCAGUGUAAGGUGCACCUGUCAGACGUGAGCACACUGGUCAGCUCUCUCAAGAGAAGCGCAGAGGACGUCAAAACCACUAAAGAGGUCAAAUUUCAUUGGUUUCCAAGAAAAAUCGCUGAACUGGAUAAAUGUCAUCAUCUCAUCAACAAAUUUGAUCCGGAUCUGGAUCAGGAUCAUCCAGGAUUCACUGACCCCAUUUACAGAAAACGGCGGAAGAUGAUUGGAGAUAUUGCCUUCAAAUACAAACACGGAGAACCGAUUCCCAGAGUGGAGUAUACGGAAGAGGAGAUCGAAACAUGGCGUGAGGUCUACUCCACCCUCAGGGAUCUGUACACCACCCACGCCUGCAGUGAACAUCUAGAGGCUUUCCGCUUACUGGAGAAACACUGCGGCUACAGUCCUGAUAACAUCCCUCAGCUGGAGGAUGUGUCCCGCUUCUUAAAAGGUACCAAUCCGAUUAUAACGCAGCCAGAGAACAGAACAACCCGUAAGCCAUUCAGCAUUCUGUUUAUUAAAACAAAUCACAUUUGAUACUAGAAAUAUUCUUAAGCACUGCCAGUAAGAGAAAAGAAACAGAAAACA
Messenger RNA from Sinocyclocheilus grahami, 666 nucleotides. Its product is annotated as tyrosine 3-monooxygenase-like. Gene Ontology annotation, molecular function: iron ion binding; tyrosine 3-monooxygenase activity. NCBI's taxonomy places the organism in Eukaryota, Metazoa, Chordata, Actinopteri, Cypriniformes, Cyprinidae. Gene Ontology annotation, biological process: dopamine biosynthetic process from tyrosine. Gene Ontology annotation, cellular component: axon; perikaryon; cytoplasm. The transcript is spliced from 5 exons. The annotation marks the transcript as partial. The record is from RefSeq and is a predicted model, not a curated record.